Molecule: messenger RNA, 1695 nt
Organism: Fusarium coffeatum
Lineage: Eukaryota; Fungi; Ascomycota; Sordariomycetes; Hypocreales; Nectriaceae
Exons: 3
Coding region: 1-1695 (564 amino acids)
Biological process (GO): transmembrane transport
Molecular function (GO): transmembrane transporter activity
Source: RefSeq, a predicted model, not a curated record
AUGGCCGCUCCUAUUAGCCCUGCCCAAGCCCAGGGCGAUUUCGAAAAGCAGAUCCAGGCCGAGAACCGCGUUAUCAGUGACUUUCCCAAUAAGGAUAAGGAAAGCGACUCUGACGAUGGCUCUGAGACAAAGCAAGAUGGUGUCAAGCGUGUCGAGGCCAUCACCAAAAUCUGGUCUCCUGGUAUGAUGUGGGCUGUCUUCAUCUUUCUGGUGCCUUAUGUGACCUCUUCAUUCAACCAGCACGGCCUGUUGGCUAUCACUAGCGUCUUCGGAAGCAUCAUUGCUGGAGUAUCCAAGCUCGCAAUUGCCAAAAUCAUCGAUAUCCGUGGACGCAAUGAGGGUUUCAUACUGAUGAUUCUCAUUAUCAUUGUUGGAAUGAUCAUGAAGGCUUGUUGCCAGAAUGUUGAGACCUAUGCCGCUGGACAUACCUUCUACUGGGUUGGACACGUUGGUUUAAGCUACAUCAUCGAUGUCGUCCUCUCUGACAUGACCUCUCUCCGUAACCGCAUGAUCAUGUUUGGUCUGUACAUGAGCCCUCGGCUUGCUUCGACCUUCGGUGGCCCUACGAUUGCCGACCUCUUCUACAAGCAUUCGACCUACCGAUGGGCUUUCGGCUCGUUUUGUAUCAUCCUUGUUUUCUUCUCAAUCCCUGUAUCGGCCAUCUUUAUGUGCCAUGAGAUCAAGGCCAAGAAGCUUGGAUACCUGCCUGAGAAGAGCCAGCGCAGUGUUUGGGAAUCUACCAAGCACUACGUUGUGGAGUUUGACGUUGUUGGUAUGGUCCUUACCAUUGCUGGCUUCUCUUUGAUCCUGACCCCCCUCAACAUUGCCACGAGAGCACCCAACGGCUGGAAGACUGGCUACAUCAUCGCUAUGAUCGUUGUCGGUGUUGUAUGCCUCUUCGGGUUCGCUGCCUGGGAGAAGUGGUAUGCCAAGGUCCCCUAUGUUCCCUUCAAGUUUCUCAAGGACCGAACUAUUUUGGGUGCUUGCCUUCUCAGCGCUUUCCUGAACAUGUCUAUCUUUGCCUGGGAUACCUAUUACAACUCGUAUCUCCAGGUCGUUCACGGUCUCGGUAUUGCUACCGCUGGAUACACACUCAACGCCUUCUCUGUCACGUCGACCAUUUUGGCACCAUUCAUCGGACUUUUCCUCCGUUGGUAUGGAAGAUACUACUGGCCUGCUGUAUUCGGCAUUCCUUGGUGUGUGCUUGGCACGGCGCUCCUCAUUCACUUUCGACAACCUGGCAACGACAUUGGGUACCUUGUCAUGUGCCAGGUUUUCCACGGUGUUUGCGGUGGUAUUUGGGCUAUGACCGGACCUCUUGCCAUCAUGACCCAGGUCACUCAUCAGGAGAUUGCUGUCGUCCUCGCCCUCUACUCCAUGUUUGGCUCCAUCGGACAGGCCAUCGGAUUUGGAAUAUCAGGCGCUCUUUGGACCAACGAUCUACCUACAGAGAUAUACAAUGCCCUUCCUCAGGACGCCAAGAAUCAGACUGCUGCUCUUUAUGGCGACAUGAAACUUCAGAUGGCUGAUCCUAUUGGUACUCCUAUCCGAGAUGCUGUUGUUUACGCCUACGGCGUUGUCCAACGCGAGAUGGUUAUCGCUGGUUGCGCUUUCCUGCCUUUGAUUUGUAUUUGCGUUCUUGUCUGGCGUAACAAGCCCAUCGACAAGCAGCAGACCAAGGGAAACGUCUUCUAG